This is a messenger RNA of Heterostelium album PN500, 2877 nucleotides long. RefSeq lists its product as uncharacterized. NCBI's taxonomy places the organism in Eukaryota, Evosea, Eumycetozoa, Acytosteliales, Acytosteliaceae. The record is from RefSeq and is a predicted model, not a curated record. Gene Ontology annotation, molecular function: zinc ion binding. Bases 1 to 2877 code for a protein of 958 amino acids. The transcript has 5 exons.
AUGGGAGAUACAUUUUCAUUUAGAUCUUUUCUUUCGGGUGGUAAUCCAUGUACCAUCGCAGGUAGUAAUACUUCUACUUCUGUAAUGCAACAACAACAUCAACAACAACAACAACAUCAACAACAGCAGCAACAUCAACAACAACAUGCAAUUUAUCAACAGCAACAACAACAACAUCAGAUGUUACAACAACAACACCAACAAUAUCAACAACACCAGAGAGAAGAGAUGACUACACUCAAUGUGAACAUUGGCAAUGAGUGUAAGACGCUGUCGGUGCCAAAGGGUACAUCGUUCAAAGAUCUGGCAGGAACGAUCAAAGAGACGUUCGGUCUCAACACAAAGACAACUCUCAAUAUCAAGUGUGAAAAUAAGAAUGGUGACAUGUUCAACCUCGCCUCUGACUGUCAUCUUCGUAAAGCAUAUAGAUCGAAUGGCGACGACGCUCAAUUAAGAUUAGUAGUUAAAGAAGUACAACCUUGUCAUUUCUCAAGUUCAUUAUUUUCAUUCUUGGGAUUUGGUGGUGAUAAUAACAACAGCUGCAACAGCAAUAGCAAUAGUAACAUAGCCAACAGUAGUCAUAUUAAUAAUAACAUUCAACAAAGUAAUAUGAAUAAUAAUAAUACUAGUCAUAAUCAAAAUAAUAAUAAUAGUCAUUUCAGUCAUCAAAACAUGAAUCAGAAUAAUCAUCAUGUAUUUAGUGGACUGAGCGGUUUAGGUGGAUUGUCGACGACAGGCGUUGAGGUUCAAUCGAAUUUUGUAAACAACAGUGGAACUAGCAGUUCUGUUGCCUCCAUUGCUGCUCCCACCCCAGGUUUUUUGAAUAGAAAGGAGUCAGUACUGCUGGAUUCAAAUCUAAAUAUGAAAGAGCAACAAUAUAUUCAACAACAACCACAACAGCCACAGCAACAACAACAACAAUCAAAGUCAACACAACCAACUACCAUUCCAACAAGUAUGUUUAGAUCUUAUCCAACCAAUCACACAACACUACUGCCAUCGAGUAAUCAUCAUAUUGGAAAUCACCAUCACCACCAUCAUAAUCAUCAUCACCAUCACACUCACCUUGGAAAGUCUGUUUACGGACUAUCGACCAAUUUCUCUACACUUUCGAUCAACAAUCAAUUCUCGACUUCCAAUAGUAGCGGCAGCAACAACAACAACAACAUAACAAGUAAAUCACCCGAGCCAUCGUCACCCAUCAACAUUCCACCACCAAACACAGCAACCUCACCAAGUAAUAAUACUUUUGGUAGUAUAUGUAACAGCAAAAAGCAAACAACAACCUCACCCUCUUCCACACCACCCAUUCGAAUAUCCGCCAACACUCCUUCCAUUCCAACGAAUCACACUCCACACUAUCCAACCGCCAAUAAUCAACCUAAAGUACUUCCACCUAUUUUCGCUUUCAAUCCAGUGAAAUAUUAUUUUAAUCAACAACAACACCAGCAACAACAACAACAAUCGACACCAUCAAAUAUUCCAACAACAACCUCACAAGGAUCUCAAUUAAAUUCUUCAUCCGAAAACAAAACAAAAGCAACCACUGCACCACCAACCAAUCAACCACUAACAACAAUGAAUAGAAAUGAAUCAUUUGAGUUUAUGCAGUUUGAUAAUGAUACCGAUUCACAAUUGAGUAGCAGCGGCAUUGAAGAUGAUGAAAUGGAUUCCAUCAAUACAUCUAUACCGUCAGAGGCCACCAGAUGUUCACCAGCUAUUAAAGUUUCGACUCCCCCCGCCAGUAUUAGCACACCAACACCGUCGUCAGUGUCAUCGGUUUCGUCAGUGUCCUCUGCCACUUCGUCAUCGGCCGCUGCCUGCGGUAUCCCCGCGGGAAUGGCCUCGUCCAAAGAGGUCCAAGAAUUCAUUUGUGAAGUCACCAAGUUCUUCCAGAGUCUGCGUAUGACCACCGACUUUGAGGAGCAACGUAACCUCAAAAAGACGAUUUGUUCCACCAUCCAAUCCAAGCUUGUCACCAUGCCAUGGAUCCUCGGUGUCUUCCCACAGCUGCGCCAAUUCGCUGCCGACCAAUGUCCAACCAUCCCGGUGCCACCCAACACUCCACCACCUUCACCCUCCCACCAAUCGCCACUCUACGACAUGACUCAAAAGUCACAGGUCUCCAUCUUUGAAGUACCGGGCGACCUGUCCAUCGAAACACUCAACUCGCAUCUCCAACUGCAGUCCAAGAUCGAGUCGCUCAUGAUCAAGGAGAACGACGAACCAUCACACCAAACAACACUCGCCAAGUCGUCCGGCCAAAAGUCGGCCAUGACCUCGUCGCAACUCGCUUCCAACAAGAUGCAGUACGCCGCCCGCAAAAUCGAGGGUCCCACCAUUCACAAGGGAUUCACCUGCUCGCUGUGCACUCAGUCACCCAUCGUUGGCAAUCUCUAUUACUGCGCCACCUGUAUAUCUUUCAACUUUUGUGAUCACUGUAAAAUACAAAAACAUCCGGGUUGUCCAAACAAUCAACAACACUCGAUCAUCACCGUCACCAAAUCGAUGAAGUCCUGCAACAUGGUUGCGCCAUCCGCUCCACUGUCGCCCUCGCCAAUUCCACGUCGUGGCUGUCCGUACGGUCGUAAGAAGUUCCGUUGCCCUUUCAACAUGAACGGUGGAUCUCAACUACCGAAGGAUUGCCUGCUCGUGCGUGUCUGUGGUAACGCCAGACUCUCAAGAGUCAUCACAAUGCCAUUGCCUGCAAUGAACUGUAGCGAAACCAUCAAUGUUUCAGUGCCUCUUAUGAUUCCAGAUAUUCCAAGUAAAGUUGACGAAUAUCUUGUCGGUGAAUUCUGGAGAGUGUGUACAAGCGAUGGUUUCUACUUUGGUGAUCAACUUUGGAUAAGUUUAUUACUUUAUUUUAAUAUAUAA